CUUCCGUUGUUGCAAUUGCCUGAAGUUAAUACAGAAUCGUCGUGAAAAGCCUAAAGUAUAGCCUAACAUCAGCUGUUGUUUUGUCUCUCUUUUCAUUUUGAUAAAUAAUUUACGUGCUUAUUAACAUGACUUCCAUCUACAAAGACAAUGAUCCACAUUCUUUGGAGCUUGUGGAAGAUCUUGGUCAAGAUAACAGUCAAGAGGAGUUGGACUUUUCUUACCUGUUUUUGUACAACCCAUCUGACGACUUUCGCGUGAUUGAAGCAGACAACUCAGGGGUUCCCCCUCGCGGAGAUCACAACCCCUCAUCUAUGGUGCCCUACCCUUGUGACGGAAGCUCCAGUAACGCCCCUACAACCUCCAGCCAGUCCUCUUACCACCAUGGGCCUGCCCCUGACAGCCUGUCUGGGCCUGGGUUUAACUCGCUGGAUCUCCCCUCCAUGCAAAGGGGUGCUCCCUCUCCUAGCCCCAGGAUUGAGAUCACCCCAUCAGGGGACCCUCACCAGACUCAUCCCCUGGACGCAAGCCCCAGAACCACGGCCCUGACUGUGCCUGGCUAUGAGAACACGGCCUACCGAGAGCCCCAGAGCCCUGCCAGCAGCAACUCCUCCACUGGCUGGCUGUCUGAGGCCUACUCGCCCUGGGUCUCGCCUUGUGUAUCUCCCAGUGGUGGUGGGGGCGUGGUUGGCUUGACCGCCUUGGACCUCCUCCCGGGCCUCCAGGGCAUCCAUACGUCCUCGGCCCACUCCUCCCCUGGGACCUCCCCGCGCACCAGCAUCACAGAGGAGCCUUUCCUGGUACCGCAGAGACAGCGGUCUUCCUCGCCACACUCCCACAAUUACCCCCGCUCUCGCUCCGCCUCUCCUCAGGGAAAACGCACCUACGACCAGUACAGCGGCCCCAAUCUGGGGACCACCAGCCAGCAGCAGCAGCGCUCCCGGAGCCCAAGCCCCAGCCCCUCGCCUCACCACCCCCAAGGACGACCCUUGGCCCAGACUGACCCACAGGCCAAUGCCCCUCAGCAGAUGCCCAGCGUUGAAGAGGUGUUGAGCAGCCUCAACUCCAGCCUCAGCUCCAGCAUGCCCAGGGCGGUCCCCUCCAAGAUGGUGCGGCCCAGUGUUGAGUGCUAUACGUAUGGAGAGAGCCAGGGGGAGCAUGGGCAGAGAGGCAGAGCUGGGGCUGAGACCUUCUACAUCCUCCCUACAUCUUUCUGGCCGGCUUCACUAGCCCAUGGAGCCUUCAGUGGCAUCCCUGUGCCAUCUCUGCCCCCUCUAGAGUGGCACUUGCCCAGUCACUCCGACCAGUAUGAGCUCUGUCUGGAGCAGCAGCCUAAACAGCACCACCGGGCCCACUACGAGACAGAGGGCAGCAGGGGAGCAGUCAAAGCGGCCAGCGGAGGACACACUGUGGUUCAGCUUCAUGGGUACAGAGGCACUGCUCCACUGGGCCUGCUGGUGUUCAUCGGAACGGCUGACGAGAGGCUCCUCAAACCCCAUGCCUUCUACCAGGUGCACCGCAUCACGGGGAAAACGGUCACCACACCAAGCCAAGAGAGAAAGGUCAAUGGCACCAAGGUCCUGGAGAUCCCUCUGGAGCCCAAGAACAACAUGAGAGCAGUGAUUGACUGUGCUGGGAUACUAAAGCUGAGAAAUGCUGACAUCGAGCUCAGGACAGGCGAGACAGACAUGGGACGCAAAAACACCUGUGUCCGCCUUGUCUUUCGGGUCCAUAUUCCUCAACCAGGAGGACAGUAUGUCUCUCUUCAAGUGGCCUCCCUUCCCAUCGAGUGUUCCCAGAGGUCGGCCCACGAGCUUCCCACUGUAGAGCGCCAGGACGUGGAGCGCUGCUCGGUUCUAGGGGGACAGCAGGUGAUACUGACAGGACAGAACUUCACCUCUGAUUCCAAGGUGGUGUUCACAGAAAAGACACCUGACGGGCUGCAAAUCUGGGAAGCAGAAGCUACAGUAGACCGAGACAAGAGCCAGAAAAGCAUGCUGUUUGUGGAGAUCCCUCCGUAUCGAGAUCCCACCAUUCAUCACGCGGCUAAAGUCAACUUCUAUGUGAUCAACGGGAGGAGAAAACGCAGUCAGGCGCAGCACUUCACCUACACUCCUUUAACCGUUCCCGCCAUUAAAACGGAACCCGUAGAUGACUUCCAGUUCGGCCAGCUGGGCUGCGCUGUCUCCCAAAUCCUAGGAAUGUCAUCCAAGUCCUACCACCACACCCCCAGUAGCCACCUCAACCCUAAUAGCCACAUAGUGGCUGGCAUGACAUCCUUGGCAUCCUGCCAGCGUGCGAGCCAUCAUGAUCCCAAUGCCUAUCAACCACAGGACCCAUCUGUCUAUUACCCCAGUAAAAGCCGAAGCCUGGGUAGCACCCCUGUCCUGAAUCAAGAUAUGAACCACCACCCAGUGAUGGUCCACAGUGGUUCCCCAUCUCAGAUGUCCUAUACCCAGCACUACUCCAGCCAAGUGUCCCAACCCUUCCACCCCUCUCGCUCGGCCACCAAUCAGCGAGUUGUCAACGUAGCUGUCCCAUUGGCCCAACACCAGCACGCCACCAUGGUUGGUGAUGGGUACCGGGCUGCAGCUUCAUUAUGGAAGGUUGGUGACUCGCCAGAGGCCUGUUCCUCAGAAGGCCAGUACCAGGGCUUCAUGCACUCGGUGGUGCCUGUCUUGAGCAGGUCUCCACCACGACACAGCCACAUCCUGACCCAGAGAAGUCCAGCCGCUACAGGGAGCCAGAGUGGGCCAGUCCCUGGGAAGGUGACAGCGAAGCAAGAAAACCUGAACCAAGCCUAUCUGGAUGAUGACAGCAUCAGAUACAUGGGCGAAACAUACUGAGACAGAGGGGCGCUGUUUCCCUCACUCGGAUGAGAUUUCUCCAGUGAGAUUCAGCCACUUGUGAAUUGAAGGAAAAUUAUGAAAACACAGAGAGAAGAAAGAUGUAUUGGUCAAAUAUUUGGGGAAGCCUGGCUUCCCUUUGCAUUCAUGAAUACACGCCACUGAGCAUAUACCAAACGUUUUAUUUUCAAAGCCUUUUAACAUUUAAUUCAGUUUGUGUCAUGCUAAUUUAGAUUUUUGUGACCCGCGGAAACAACUUUAAAGGUGACGACCACAAAAUGUAAAAUCCUCAAAAGUUGUUAAAAGAAACCUGCACGGCUAUGCCAACAUAGCUCGGUGCUCAUUAUCGAAUGUAUUACGUACAAAUCCAACUUUUUUUAUAUAAUGCUAAGGAUAUGUUAGAGGAAGACCCCACUGAACGAUUCAGAACAUGAAUAAUAAUUUGUCUUGGUAAAAUGUAUUUUAUAACAUAAGGAAGUUACAUUUCAUCACCAAAGAGCGUUUUCACCGACACCAUACUGUAUAUACUGUAUUGUGGAUGCAGAUGGAAUCCAGUUAGGGGUAUGCAGUGCCGAAUUUCAAUAAGUGUGUUGACCAUGGGCUACCUUUUAAACAGUUGUAUUAUUUUAUCAUGUGUAAUCAUGUAUGUGGCCUCAAUGUAAGCUUUUGUAAUUGUAAAUAAAAACAACUUCAUGAAAAUGGCUGUAUUUACUAAGAAAAUUAUGAAAAAAACUGAAUAUGAUUGAGAAACAUAUUUUUUCUGUCAUGAUGUUGGCAAUUUCAUUUUAUUUUUUUAUUUUAUUAUUUUAUUUAGUCUGCCUGUCAUUAAAAUAUAUAUUUAAAAUCUUCUUGUUUGUUGAUUAAAUGGAU
Molecule: messenger RNA, 3713 nt
Organism: Salmo salar (Atlantic salmon)
Lineage: Eukaryota; Metazoa; Chordata; Actinopteri; Salmoniformes; Salmonidae
Product: nuclear factor of activated T-cells, cytoplasmic 2
Biological process (GO): cytokine production; regulation of transcription by RNA polymerase II; calcineurin-NFAT signaling cascade
Cellular component (GO): transcription regulator complex
Molecular function (GO): DNA-binding transcription factor activity, RNA polymerase II-specific; transcription factor binding; RNA polymerase II cis-regulatory region sequence-specific DNA binding
Source: RefSeq, a predicted model, not a curated record